Molecule: messenger RNA, 1472 nt
Organism: Salpingoeca rosetta
Lineage: Eukaryota; Choanoflagellata; Craspedida; Salpingoecidae
Exons: 7
Coding region: 1-1080 (359 amino acids)
Source: RefSeq, a predicted model, not a curated record
AUGAAGAUUCGUCGCCAAAUUGGAGAAGCGCUGCUGUCUGAGUUGGAGGACUUGCACCAAGAGCUCUGUUUAUUAACUGACAUUUGGAGGGAUUAUCGAGCCACCAUAUCCACUGAAGAACAGUCCAUUGAACAAGAGAAGACGCGAAGCAAACAGCAGCAGCUUCCCGAACCCCCAAAUGCGCGCGCCAGACUGGAACAGGAGAUUCGCUUCUUUGCCGAAUGCCUCCGAAACAGGUGCGGUGACAGCGUGACCAUCUCCACCAUUACCGAGCAGGCCGACAACCUUCGACAGAUGGUGGCUGAGGAGAUUGAGAACAUGAAGUUGGAUGUUGAGUUUCUGCGUCAGUGCAUUGACGGCGAGCACGAGUACAGGUCACAGCUGCUCAGCCGCCGCCAGCAGGAGAGCGAAACGGUGACGCUGAGUGAACUUCGCGAUGCACGUGCUGCCCUCGAGCGCGAAUAUCUGCAGCAGGCGGCAAGCCGGACCGCAAAUCCUGCGGACACACACACGAUGGCUAGCAAACCGCCCCCGCUCAAAGCCAAGCGAGAUCUGCCUGCUGUGCGCCGUCCGCCCACGACUGCUGGGCAGCGGCGGCUACCGCGACCAACAACCGCAUCCUUACACACGGCGGCACACGCGCAGCGCACAAUACCGCCCCUCCCCUUCCCACACCACCACGGAUCGCAACACCACCAACAACAACAACUGCAACAACAACAUCAGCAGCAACAACAACAACUACGGUUGCAAAGAGGUGACCCCACCAGCACCAGCACCAGCACCAGCACCAUUAGCAGUGCCAGUGCGCGCGCGAAUGGUGCUCGCCGCGCACCUCAACCGCCACCACCGCCAGUCGAUGCGAAGCGGAACGCAAGCGGCGUUGCCUCAUCUCCUGAACGCCAAAGACCAAGGCUCGCAUCUGCGAGCGCAUCUGCCCGCGCCCGCCGUCUGCUCAAGUCAGACUCCGCCAACCGUCAGCUCCCAAUGCCACCACAACCCCCAUCAUCAUCGUCAUCAUCAUCACAGCACCAUAGGAGACGGCAGCCAUGCCCACCUCCCGCCGCACACACCAAGUGACGGAUUGCUUUGUGUGUUUUGUAUCAACAACGACAACAACGUCGAAUUGCUUGCAGGCAUGCAAGCAGGGUCUACUGUUGUUGUGCCUUGGCGUGAAUCUUCACCAUCGCACCAUCACACCCAUUAGCAUGCCGCAGAGUACCUGUGCUUGCUGAGCUGUUGUACAUAUGAUGUGCUCGACUUUGGUCGGUAUUCUACCUUGUAUUGUAUGUAUUUGGGCACCUCGGCCAACCAACAAUAAUGCGCAGCAGACAUGUCCCUUCGCCUCACAGUUUGCCUCUCGUGCUCAGUAGAAACCGCAGUCUGCAAUUUCCUUUCGCCCGCGGAUCGAGAGGCCCGAGCGCGUGUUGCACUGCGCAUUCACCCCCGUCGACACAAUGUAGUGGAACCAG